AUGGGCAUUUGGAUGUGGCGGCCGAAUCUAAUUGUUGAAAAGGAACCCGAUCUAGAAGAUCCAAAAUAUCGUUCCUGCUGUGGAAAUUGCUUGAUUAAGCCAUGCUUCAUUACACUACUGACACUGAAAACUCUCGUUUACGUGUGUGCUGCAUGGCCUCUGGGGUGUUUUGUGAUCCCUGCUUGGGUGGCAUUGUGCACGAAAAGGCCCUCAUACAUUCAAUUAUAUGGGUGUGUGCACUUUCUGAUAGCGAUCAUUUUCACAGCGACCAUAGCCGACUUUAUUGCUGACUACAGUUCCUAUGAUUUCCGUUACGUUGUGGAGAAGCAAUAUGGAUUGGAUAUCGCCCUCAUUUUGGGAAUUUUCGUUACUUUUUCUUGUCUCGAUCUCUCAGUCGCUUACAAAUACUACACAUAUUUGAGAGACCGCCAAAUUUGGAUCGAGCAGCAGGGCGGUGUCAUCCUUGUUGCGAAAUCCAAAGACGAAGCGACUGGAUGCGAGGAAAUCGACGGACAUCAUCGGUGCGAAGGUGGUCUCCGAUCCUCUCGAGUGGUGUGCUGCCUCCAUGGAAAGCUGUGUUGUCAAGGAAGAGAUGAGAAGCGUCAUCCAUCGCGCGUUACACCGAUUUCCCGUCGUUCCCGUGGCUCGCUUUCGACGGUUAACGUUUCGCUUCAACGACCACAAUCGCAGUGUGCUCUUCAAAUCGUUUCGCUUACUCCGAAGAAGCCCCUCGCAACAUACACGUAUUUUAUUCGGAAUGACGAUGAGAAACAAGAAUCACAGAAAGUGGCACAGGGAGCCUAUGUUGGUGUGUUGGAUGCGUUGAGUGCAGAGGGUUUCAUUUCUCGUCCCACCUCGUUCGUCCUCUACCACAAACAACAACAUAGCGACGAUGAGAUUCGAGAAGCCAUUAAAGCUAGCAACGAGAACUAUCUGAAGACUGGGAUGUACAAGCAAGAGGAUUUCGAUGCUUUUCUCACCUUGCACAUUGCUUAUCGAACUUUGGACGGAAGAGCUGUUCACUUCCCGAUCGUGGUCGAAGACAGAGAAGGUGCGAUUGCGCAGCAGCGAAUGUACUCGAUCGGAUGUGCCCCUGCGUCGCAUCAUUUUCUCACUAUUGCCGGACUCGUUCGCUUUUACACUUCUAGAACCUUCACCUGUGACAACAAAAUGGACUCCGAUGGCAUCAGCGGAGAGGUGUUCCCGAUUGAUUUAUUCGAUUCGUUCAUCUCCAACUUUGACAAGGAAUCCUUCAAGAAGACCAGCCACAAA
Messenger RNA from Mesorhabditis belari, 1272 nucleotides. The record is from the annotation of a GenBank genome assembly. NCBI's taxonomy places the organism in Eukaryota, Metazoa, Nematoda, Chromadorea, Rhabditida, Rhabditidae.